Molecule: messenger RNA, 999 nt
Organism: Vicia faba (fava bean)
Lineage: Eukaryota; Viridiplantae; Streptophyta; Magnoliopsida; Fabales; Fabaceae
Source: the annotation of a GenBank genome assembly
AUGGAGAUGAACCAGAAGAGGAAUGGAGGUGAGGUUCUUGAUGGGUCCAACAUUAUGGAGUUGGUUGGAAAUGAGCAAGGAUUCAGUAAGUAUGUGGACAGGAAGUUUCAUCAACUGGAUAAGGACAGAGAUGGGAAGCUUUCUUUGAAGGAACUCGAGCCGGCUGUCGCCGAUAUCGGAGCGGCUCUUGGUUUGCCUGCUCAGGGAACUACUCCUGACUCUGAUCACAUCUAUUAUCAGGUGUUGAAUGAAUUCACUCAUGGCAAGCAAGAAAAAGUGAGCAAGAGUGAGUUCAAGGAAGUUCUCUCAGACAUUCUAUUAGGCAUGGCUGCUGGACUGAAGCGAGAUCCAAUCGUUAUACUACGUAUGGACGGGAAAGAUCUCUCCGAGUUUCUUAAUGGUCCGGGCUAUGAUGCAGAAAUGACAUCCAUAUUCUCUCAGAUUGGAAACUCGAGUACAUCACUUCGCGAACAUGUUAUUGAAGCUUUUGGAAGACUCGAUGUUGAUCGAGGAAUUCCGCCUACGUCAGAUUCUUGGGUUUUUAACAACAUUUUGGAUCCGGCAUUGUUGUCUCGAGGAUUGGAUAGACCUGUUACCGAUCAAGCGACUUUUAUGGAAGAAUUCAAGAAAGUGGCAUUCAGUGUGGUUGAUUAUCUUAAAGAGAAGCCUGUCAUUGUAGCCCAUAGUGAAAACACCUUUGAUGGAAGUGGAGUCAAGAGACUCUUAUCGAACAAGUUUCAAUUAGACAAGACGAUGAACACGACUAUAGAUAAUCUUCCAAAGGACCGAAACGGAAAAAUUUCGAAGCACUAUUUGCGCGUGGCACUAGACGUGGUGUCUCCGUCUGCUGGUUUACCUCCGGUCGGUGCAAUUGAAGAGAUGGAUAAGAUUAUUAAUGAAGCUUUUAAGACGUUAGAAGAAAGUCCUAUUGCUAUUUCUUCAAAUUCAGUUGUGCAUGAACCUCUAAGCUCAUCUUCUACACUUUUGCACCCAUCUUAA